Nerophis ophidion (straightnose pipefish) is the source of this 3509-nucleotide messenger RNA. RefSeq lists its product as uncharacterized. NCBI's taxonomy places the organism in Eukaryota, Metazoa, Chordata, Actinopteri, Syngnathiformes, Syngnathidae. The record is from RefSeq and is a predicted model, not a curated record. Bases 162 to 1151 code for a protein of 329 amino acids. The transcript has 7 exons.
CCCUUUCCGUUACGUAUUAUUGUUUAUAGAAGUGUCUUGUCACUGGCAACUUGUGUCCUCCAGCCAGUGGAUGACCGUUCUGCUCCCUUAACUUUAUUUGUGUUGUAUGUUUGUUUUAUCGGUGAACGAUUAUUCCCCCCCAAAAAAAAAUUAAAACAGAAAUGGAGCAGUACGCCCAAACCGUAAAGGACUUCGUGGAGGCACACGCCGUCGGUUUCACCGUUGCCUUUGUUGCAGGAGGUAGCCUGCUGGCCUUGCGCAGGUGGAUGGCUGGGGGAGUGUGUCGGAGCAAGGCCCGACUGGAUGGAAAAACUGUUCUCAUCACAGGAGCCAACACCGGCAUUGGGAAGGAGACGGCCCUGGAUUUGGCAAAACGAGGGGCCAGAGUGAUCUUGGCCUGCAGAGACAUGACCAAAGCCUACCUGGCAGCUGAUUACAUCCGUCACACAAGCGGAAAUAGCAACGUUGUGGUAAAAAAGUUGGACCUCGCCUCCCUAAGGUCGGUCCGAGACUUGGUCAAAGACAUCCAGCUGACCGAGGAACGUUUGGACAUCCUCAUCAACAAUGCAGGUAUUAUGAUGUGUCCCAAGUGGAAGACCGACGAUGGCUAUGAGAUGCAAUUUGGCAUCAACCACCUGGGACAUUUCCUCCUCACCAACCUUCUUGCCGAAAUGCUGAAAAAGUCUGCUCCCAGUCGAGUCGUCAUUGUCUCCAGCAGUGCGCACGAAAAAGGUCACAUCCAUUUCGAAGACAUCAACCUGGACCAAGACUACCAAUGUGACGUGAGCUACCGCCAAAGCAAGCUGGCCAAUGUGCUCUUCUGCAGAGAGCUGGCCUCCAGACUGCAAGGCACAGGGGUGAUGACGUACAGCCUCCACCCUGGCGUCGUCCGCACGGAGUUAGGCCGCUACAUGUUCCCUCCUAUGCCCCUGUGGAAGAAGAUUCUGGCCAUGCCCUUUCUGAUGAUGAUCAAAAGUCCCUGGGAAGGAGCUCAGACCAGUAUCUACUGCGCUGUGGACGAGAGUCUGGCCAAUGCCACCGGACUUUACAACAGCGACUGUGCUGUAAAGACUCCUGCUCCAGCAGCAUUGGAUGAUGCCGUAGCCAAACGACUGUGGGUGCUCAGUGCCUCCAUGGUUAGCCUGGUCUGAAAUCAGCAGCCUGCAUUCAUACUGCAGCAACUACCAGGCACUAACUUGGAAGAUAUGGUGCUAAAUGAUGUGGCCUUUAUUUAUUUAUUUUUCCCCCUAAUUUUUUUUUUUUCAUCCUUAACUGACCAAUUUGCACCAAAAAUGCACCAUAGAAAAAUUAAGUUGGUGUAAAAAUAGCUGUAAAACUGCAUAAAAAGAUGGAGGAAAAAUAAACCUUAAAAAUCACAUAUAUAUUAUAAUAAGUAGUGAAUAUUAGGCUGUCUUAGAGUAAAGAUGUUCAUAGUCAAAUCUGAUUAGUCAGAACAUUGUGGACAAUCAGAGUUUUUAAUUUAAGAGAAAUAAACAGAUGGUGAUGUGUUGCAGCAUAUAUUGACUGGUCACAAGUGGUCAGUAACGUUACAUGGAUGUCCUUUAAGACUUACAUACUUAAAUAUUCCAACGUUAAUUAAAAGGUACUUAUUUAAGGAAUACAAUUUCACAUUAAAGUGAACAAAACAAGAAUCUAAUUUGCGACUUUUUGCACCUAAAAAAAAAAAAGGCUACACGGCCUGCUCUGGGGCACAGCGCCAAAAGGACAUCAAACUUGACUAAAUAGAGUAAGUGGAAGUUGUAACAAAGUUUCCGUAUGUGGACCUGUGGAAGGAUCAUUACUUUUUUCAAGGGGAGAGCUACACAUCCGGGGUUAGGCAGUGCAUUUCGACGCCCGCGCCGUGUCCAGUUUCCGGUGUGUUUAAACGGUAAAUGGGUUGUACUUGUAUAGCGCUUUUCUACCUUAUUUUAAGGAACUCAAAGGGCUUUGACACUAUUUCCACAUUCACUUAUUCACACACACACACAUUCACACACCGAUGGCAGGACCCAUCAGGAGCAAGGGUGAAGUGUCUUGCUCAAGGAUUGAUUGAUUGAUACUUUUAUUAGUAGAUUGCACAGUUCAGUACAUAUUCCGUACAAUUGAUCACUAAAUGGUAACACCCGAAUAAGUUUUUCAACUUGUUUAAGUCGGGUUCCACGUUAAUCAAUUCAUGGUAAGGACACAACGGACGUGACUAGGAUGGUAGAAGGUGGGGAUUGAACUGGUAACCUUCAGAUUGCUGGCACGGCCACUCUCCCAACUUCGCCACGCCGUCCCCAUAUAACGGGUAUAUGAUUAGAUACGGCCAGCCAGAGGCACGAAGCGGCACAGCGAGACCUGUAUGUGACAGCGCAGUGUCCCAAUCAGCCUCAAAUCCUAUCCACCAUAUGCAGACAAAAACAUUUUACGUCAUAAGAUGCGGGAGUCCAAUACAGGCCAACUGAUUAUAGAGACAUGACGUCACACCCGGAAGGCUAUGGUGACAGCUGAAACUUAAGUUGUCUCUUACUCCCCAAAAAACUAUUUGUUUGCACCCAAGAAAAUUGUUUUAAUAUUGAAAGGCGAACUUUUUGAGGGGUAAUUUUGCCUAUAAUGUCACCUGCUAUAUGCGGAGAUCCUUAGCAGCGAGACUCGUCCAAAUGAAAUUGACUUUGACUAUUUGAAGACAGCCUGAGUGUAUAUGGUAAUAUUACAAAAAUAAAUCACAUAAAAAGUCUUGAUUUUACUGCACGCCAAAUAUUUUUACAAUAUCAUAUAAAAGGUCAUUUAUAUUUUACAGGGAGAAAAAAACUUUAAUAAAGUUGUAAUUAUUUUACGAUAUCCCAUUAAUAUUAUAUUAUUCCCUUAAUAGAAUGAUUUUUUUGUCAUAGUUCUCUGUGUGGCUCUAAAACUUAUUCAUAGUACUAAUUAAGUUUUGAAGCAAACUGCACUUCUCGCCUGAUAUGGUUUGCCUAGUUUCCAUAUCUUAAUGUAUUUAUUGCUGUGAUAUUGUAUUUUUAUUUGAAGGGAGUUGUCUCAGCUGCUGCACUCUUGUGUUACAAAAUGCAUGCCAUACUCUGCCUGUUAAUAUAAAAAGGUCAACAUGAUGCAUCAACAGAAAUAUUAGAAAAUUAAGGCCAGACCACAUGUAUUUAUUUGGAAGAAAGUUACCAUAAGAAUGGUUGUAUUGUAUAGCUGUGAUUUGUGUGUUGCAUCCGACAGCAUUGAUAAAGACAACUUCUUAUAAUACAAUUUUAUACUCAAGGAUAGGUCAGUUGCAAUUUAAAUUAAUAAAAAUUAGGCUGUUUUACACCAGUUAGGAAGAUAGAAAGAUGAAGUGCUAUUUACUUUUACAAGGCUAAAAGUGCCUUUGUUAAAUGGCAAAACACUUUAAAGAAAUGGUAAGAAAAAACACCCUCAUCUGUUGAAAUGGGGUGUCAAAGGUUUUUAUGAUCCAGCACAGAUGCUGUUCUGGAGAUUUAAGUGUUGAAAGUUAAAAAUAAAAAAAAAGUAUGUCUUAUGUUAAA